CACACAACCACACAAGUCCAUCACCACCAUCAACAUCCGCGCAUCGUUCUUUCCACGCGACUGCCGCUUGUAAUUGUGAUUGUGCAUUGCGACUGGUGUUCUUGACUUGACAAAAAACCAUGGCCUCGCCUAGCGCGCCUACGACUCUGGGAAAGAGGAGAAGGAGCACUAGACUCACAGACGAGGAAAUCACACUCGGCCCUCUUGCCGUCAAGCGAACAAGACGCUCUCUUCGAAUCCACCCAGAGAUCCACCAUGAGCCCGACCACAUCCAAGCAGAGAAGGAGAAGGCCGCCUCACCACCCAAGCCAAUUGCCGACGAAGACGUUGAGAACCACAAGGAGAACCGCAAGCCCACGGGAGACGAGGAGGAGGAGGACAGAAUCGAGGCCGAGACACCAUCCAAGUCACUUCUCAGAAGGCGCAAAUCAGUCAUCGCCAGUCCGCCAAAGACAGCUCCCGUCACACCUUCCACACCACGACACUACGAUGUCUUCGCAAGGGUACCAGUCACCACUCCGCGCCAUCGCGUCAUGUCCGUCGGCAAGCUCUCCAGGCGCAUGACACCAAGCACGCCCAUGACACCCGCGGCUUCUCAGACAGUCUACCAUCAAGCUCGCCAACUCUUUUCUCGAAGCGCCGAUCCUGGAGAACUCAUUGGUCGCGACGACGAGCGCGAGAAGCUCAACACUUUCCUGGAUCGCUGCACCACCGCCCAUCCCAGCGGCUGCCUCUACGUCAGCGGGCCUCCUGGAACCGGAAAGAGCGCCAUCGUCAACAAGGUCACCGACAAGUUCGCAUCCGAGACAUCAACAGUGCGCAAGGCAUACAUCAACUGCAUGAGCAUCAAGUCGUCCAAGGAUCUCUACGUCACCCUUUUCGACCAGCUAGUCAGCAACGAUGAAGACAAGGAGGAACUCUCAACCGAAAGCGACGUGGUGGCAGCUCUCCAAAAGCUCAUCCUGCCCAAGAAAAAGACCCAGGCCGUCUUCCUCGUGGUGUUGGACGAAAUCGACCACAUCCUCACCCUCGACCCUGAAAGUCUCUACAGCCUCUUCGAAUGGUCACUCGAAAAGAAGAACUCGCGCCUCGCCCUGAUCGGCAUUGCCAACGCGCUCGACCUCACCGACCGCUUCCUGCCGCGCCUCAAGUCGCGCAACCUCAAGCCUGAGCUUCUGCCCAUCCUUCCAUACACGGCGCCUCAGGUCAAGAACAUCAUCAUCACACGUCUCAAGAGCCUGCUUCCCGGUGGAACACCCAAGGACCCCAACUACAUCCCCUUCUUCCACCCAGCCGCCAUCGAGCUCUGCUCGCGCAAAGUCUCCAGCCAAACCGGCGACCUGCGCCGCGCUUUUGAGAUUUGCCGCCGCGCCAUCGACCUGGUGGAGUCCGAGACCCGUCUGAAGCACGAAAACGAAGUCAAGGAGCAGAUGCUACAGAUGUCUCCCUCCAAGAAGCGCGUCCUAGGCGAAAACACCAACCUCUCCUCGGCUCCUGCGCCUUCCUCCCUCUUCCGGAGUAUCUCCACUGGACCCAGCGCCAGCGUCUCGGCCUCUUUACUUAAAUCCCUACAGGCCUUGACACCCGCCACCGCUCCGCGCGUCAGCAUCGCCCACCUCAGCAAAGUCACAGCCGCAGCAUUUAGCAACGGCACCACUCAACGUCUCAAGACGCUCAACCUCCAGCAAAAAGCCGCUUUGUGCGCUCUGGUCGCCAUCGAGAAACGUAACCGCGCCGCGCAGUCGGAGGCUCUUAACUCUGCUUCAGCCAGUUUUGCAUCCACUACCGGCACUCCGUCGAGGAGACAAGAGGCGCCGAUUGCUCCGACAGUCAAGACUCUCUAUGAGGCUUACACCAAGCUCUGCAAACAGGACUCGCUGCUACACCCCCUUUCGUCAUCUGAGUUCCGCGAGGUUGUGUCUUCCCUGGAAACUCUCAGUUUGAUCACGCCUGUGGACGGCAAGACGGGAUCGUUUACUGCGUUGGGAUAUAGCUCGCCUGGAGUGGGGACACCGAAGCGGGGAGGCAAGAAGAAGAAGGAUGUGUUUGGGAUGGGAGGUGCCCUGGUGGCGGGAGAUGAGAAGAGGGUGGCUAGUUGUGUGGGGGAGAGGGAGGUUGAGCAGACUUUGCUGAAGGAUGAUGGGGCGGGUGUGGGGAUUUUGAGGGGAAUUUUGAGUGGAGAGGCGUUGGAUGAUUGAGUUGUUUUGAUGUGUUUGGGACAGUAUUGGAAAGUUGCUGAUUUGGACGAGUCGGGGUUUCAUGAUUAGGUUGUAUUGCGUUGUUGGAGAAAGAAGCAUUAUUGAGAAGUACGGAUGGAGCAUGGCAUGGCGUGUUUGAAGGAGCAUUCAAAAGUAUAUCAUAGGAAAGGUGUUUGGAUUCAUUGUAACCCAGGAUAAGGGUUGGUGUUUGGCGUUUGGGUAUUUGUUUGGUUUUGUUUACUUGUUUACAUUAAAGACAAAAAGGGGAGGAGAGGGCACAAAAGUCCUCAUAAUCGGCAUUAGUAUCCAUUACAUAGACCUGCCGUCGUACGUACAUAGACACACGUUGAUACACGUUAAGACACUUUACAAAAACACUUUUAGACAUCC
Neurospora hispaniola is the source of this 2588-nucleotide messenger RNA. RefSeq names its product P-loop containing nucleoside triphosphate hydrolase protein. Gene Ontology annotation, cellular component: nucleus. Gene Ontology annotation, biological process: cell division; mitotic DNA replication checkpoint signaling; DNA replication initiation. The record is from RefSeq and is a predicted model, not a curated record. The transcript has 2 exons. The coding region runs from base 120 to 2198 and encodes 692 amino acids. Gene Ontology annotation, molecular function: DNA replication origin binding; ATP hydrolysis activity. NCBI's taxonomy places the organism in Eukaryota, Fungi, Ascomycota, Sordariomycetes, Sordariales, Sordariaceae.